ACUUUUAUUUUAAUCAUGUAUUGUUAUUAAUAAUUAUUAAUCAAUACUUUUUUUUUUUUUGAUUAUUUAGGCGAUUUUAUUUUCAUGCCUCAAGAUGGAUGGAUAUUUCCAGUCUCGAUAAUAUUCGAGGUAGAGAUCAUGGCGUUCCAUUAUAUAAUGAUGCGAGACAAGCUUUUGGAUUAGCAAGAAAAAAAUCAUUUGCAGAAAUAUCAAGUGAUCCUGAUGUACAGAAAAGAUUGCAAGAUACUUAUACAACGGUAGAUCGAGUUGAAGCAUUAAUGGGUGGAUUAGCAGAAGAUCAUGUUAAUGGUGGAAAUUUGGGAGAAUUAUUUUAUAAAAGUUUUUCAGAACAAUGGGUAAAAAUCAGAGCCGCAGAUAGAUUUUGGUAUGAAAAUGCAGAUGCAGGAUUUAGUAAAGAAGAUAUAGCAAAAAUUCAAAUAACAACAUUAUUAGAUAUCAUAAAAAGAAAUACUCCAGAUUCAUAUUAUCCUCAAAAUCUUUGGUUUGUACAAUCUUUUAAUUCAGCAGGCCCAUCUGAUGGCGCUAAUAAUGGUUAUAAUUCACCCUUAUCACUUUCUGAUGAUUAUAAUAUUCAAUGGAAAAUGGAUUCAACAAACAUCACUUUUCAAAUUACAAUGAGAAGUACAAAUGCGUGGUUUGCAUUAGGGUUCAAUCCUAAUGGUAAUGGUAUGACAGACACUGAUAUGAUGAUAUUUUGGAAUGAAAAUAAUUCUGUUACUGGAAAAAAUUUUAAAGGAAUUGGACUUGGUAUUGUACCUAUGCAAUUGGGUAAUGAUGACCAAAUUAUAACUAUUAUUAGUCAAAAAGUUGAAGGUGGUACUACUUCACUUGAAGUUACUCGUCCAAUAAAUAAUAAAAAUAGAAAAUCUCUAGACGGUAAUAUUGAAAUGGUUCAUGCUUGGAAUCCCAAUUCAAAUAUUUUAACUUAUCACGGUGGAAAUCGUGGAAAAAGAACAAUAAAUUUCCGAACAGGAGCAUCUACGGAUCUUACAGAUAACAGACCAGGACUAUUAAGAAUGCACGGAAUUGCUAUGUUUAUUAUUUGGGGGGUUCUAUUUCCAUGUUCGAUAUGGAUCGUUAGAUAUUUAAGACAUAUUGAUAGUUAUAUGGUACAACAUCGAAACCUAAAUUUAUUUGGUGGAAUGGUAAUAGCAGUAUUUGCCGCAGUAGCUCUAACGGCAACAUCUACACAUGGAACAAGUUCUCAUGCAGUGGUGGGAAUAACAAUAAUUACCAUAACAGCAAUACAAGUUUCUUUGGGUAUAUUGGCGAUUUGGAGUUUGGAACACGUUGAGUCAGCAUCAACAGGAAUUGUUCGUUAUUUAAAACAUUUUCAUUUUUAUUUAGGAACUGCGUUACUUUUAACUGCAUGGGCCAAUAUAUUCUUGGGAAUGAUAACAUAUGAUCAGAAAUUUGGUGGGAAUCGUGGCGAGAAUAGAGGGUAUAUUUGGGCAUACACAGUAUGGUUAAUAUUGUUUGGAUUUGCAAUAACAGCAAGUGAAUUUUAUUAUAAAAUUAAGAAUAUGCAAUUCUUGUGGCCAGUAAAAGAAUCGGAUGAUUUAACAAAACGUAUUCGUAAAUGUAUUCCCGAUGAAGUUUUCGAAACUUUACCUGUCGUCACCUGGGAAGAAUUUAAUAAAAGAAUUAUGACAGGAGCGAAUUUAGUCGUAGCAGAAGGAUUGAUAUUUGAUAUACACAGAUGGAUUCCACUACAUCCGGGAGGACAAAAAAUCCUACAACGUGUUAUAGGAACAGAUAUUACCAAUGAUUUCUUUUUUGAUCCAAUAGUAAGAACAGUGAUCCAAAAUAGCCUUAAAGAAGAGUAUAAUGUUAAAGAACCUAGUAUACCGUUAUUAACAGAUGAUACAUACAAAGAAAAUAGGGAAAGUUAUACUAAGAGUAAACCUUAUAGUGUAGCUAAUGCUGUUGAUAGGAUUAAUGCUACAGCAUUUAAGAAUCGUAGGGUUGCAAUGCAUAGUCAUUCAAAAUUUGCUACAUCGAAAUUAGCUAGUAUGGUAAUCGCUAGAAUAGUAGGUGAUGAUAAUUCUUCAAAUCAAAAUAAUAGUGAAAAGGCAUUAAUUCCGCAACCACCACCAUAUUCUCCUUAUAUUUUCAGAAGAUAUAUUUUAACAAAUAUUGAAAUUGUAACAAGACCUAACGCUUUAAACGUUGUGAAAAAAUUAACAUUUCAAGUUAUUCACCCAAAUGAUAAAUUACCUAAAUUCCUUCCAGGUGAUUAUAUUGAAAUUAUGAGUUAUGCUAAUAAUCACGUUAUUAUCAGACCUUAUACUCCACUUCAAGGGCCAACUGAAACUAGUUUUUGUAUAUUGGUUAAGAUAUACAAAGAUGGUGUUAUGACUCAACAUUUGAAUAAACAAUUAAAAAACUUUGAGGUCAAAGUGAGAGGGCCAUUUGAUAUAGCAGAUAGAAUGACAACAAAUUAUCAGGCACCUUCAACUACAUUAGAACCACCAAAUACAUUAACAAGACCAUCAUCACCUAUGAUAAGCUCGUUUGGUUUUAAUGGAUUAGAUUACAUGAUAAGACCAAAUAACUUCUCAACUUAUUUCCAGUACGAAAAUCAUCAUAAAGGAUAUAGUAUUAGUAAUUCUAAUGAAAGUAAUAAUAAUGUUAUACUUGGUGAUAGAACUGGAGUAUUAUUAAAUAAAGAAAGAGAAGAUUUAUGUUGGGAUUGUUUGUUUAUGGUUUGUGGUGGAACGGGAAUUACUCCGAUGAUACAGAUGGUAAGUUAUUUAUAGACUUUUAAUUUAAUCUAUAUCUUUAUAAAAAAAAAUAACUAAUUAAUUGUUAUUUAUAUUUAUUUAGAUACAAUAUCAUAUGGAAAAAGCGACUUCUUCAAAUUCCAACUUCAGCUUAUAUUUAUUAGCAGCAUUUGAUAA
This is a messenger RNA of Rhizophagus irregularis DAOM 181602=DAOM 197198, 2921 nucleotides long. The record is from RefSeq and is a predicted model, not a curated record. Lineage: Eukaryota; Fungi; Glomeromycota; Glomeromycetes; Glomerales; Glomeraceae.